AAGUGAGAGGCCGUCAUCAUAGAUCAUCCUUGUGAAAGGUCAGGUGAGAGGGGAAGGACGGAGCGUGAGAGGAGAGGAAGAGAGUAGAGGAAGAGAAGAGAGGGAGAGAGGAGAGGAGAGGAGAGGAAGAGGCUAGAGAGAGUUAAGAGGAGAAGACAUGACAGCCAGAGAGCGGAGGGACUCUCCUCUCGAAGGUGCUGGGAAUAGUUUUUUGCGGGCAGCACGCUCGGGGAACCUGGACAAGGCCCUGGACCACAUAAAGAACGGUAUAGAUAUCAACACAGCCAAUCAGAAUGGGCUAAACGGCCUCCAUCUCGCCUCUAAAGAAGGCCACGUCAAAAUGGUGCUGGAGCUAUUACACAAUGGCAUCGUGCUAGAGACCACCACAAAGAAAGGGAACACAGCACUACAUAUAGCGGCACUAGCGGGUCAAGAGCAGGUGGUUACUGAGUUGGUCAAUUAUGGAGCCAACGUGAAUGCACAGUCCCAGAAGGGCUUCACUCCGCUUUACAUGGCUGCACAGGAGAACCAUCUAGAGGUUGUGAAGUUUCUUCUCGAGAACGGCGCUAAUCAGAGCAUUCCAACUGAGGAUGGCUUUACCCCUUUGGCCGUAGCUCUUCAGCAGGGUCAUGAGAACGUGGUCGCUCUGCUCAUCAACUACGGCACCAAGGGCAAGGUCCGCCUCCCCGCGCUACACAUAGCCGCGCGCAACGACGACACCCGCACUGCCGCAGUGCUGCUGCAAAACGACCCCAACCCAGACGUGCUCAGCAAGACAGGCUUCACGCCACUGCACAUCGCUGCCCACUAUGAGAACCUGAACGUGGCCCAACUUCUGCUCAACAGAGGAGCCGAUGUCAACUUCACACCCAAGAAUGGAAUCACACCUCUCCACAUAGCAGCGAGGAGAGGGAACGUUAUCAUGGUCAGACUGCUGCUUGACCGAGGAGCAACCAUUGAUGCCAAGACUAAAGACGAGUUGACGCCUCUACACUGUGCAGCAAGAAACGGCCACGUUCGCAUCAUCGAGAUCCUCCUGGACCAAGGCGCACCCAUUCAGGCAAAGACUAAAAACGGUUUGUCUCCCAUCCACAUGGCGGCCCAGGGAGACCACAUGGACUGCGUGCGGCAGUUGCUCCAGUACAACGCUGAGAUCGAUGACAUCACCCUGGACCACCUGACCCCCCUGCACGUGGCCGCCCACUGUGGCCACCACCGCAUGACCAAGGUGCUUCUGGACAAGGGAGCCAAGCCCAACACACGAGCCCUGAACGGUUUCACACCCCUCCACAUUGCCUGUAAGAAGAACCAUAUGCGAGUUAUGGACCUGCUCCUUAAACAGGGAGCCUCACUAGAAGCGGUUACGGAGUCUGGUUUGACCCCCCUGCACGUGGCCUCUUUCAUGGGUCACCUGAACAUUGUGAAGAUUCUGCUGCAAAAGGGCGCCUCCCCCCACGCCUCCAAUGUGAAAGUGGAGACUCCUCUGCACAUGGCUUCCCGGGCCGGUCAUUGCGAAGUGGCGCAGUUCUUGUUAGAAAACGGAGCUCCAGUUGACGCUAAAGCUAAGGACGACCAGACUCCGCUUCACUGCGCGUCUCGAAUGGGCCAGGAGAACCUGGUGAAGCUGCUACUGGACCACAAAGCCAACCCCAACUCCAGCACCACGGCUGGCCACACCCCCCUGCACAUUGCCGCGCGGGAGGGACACACGGAAGCCGCACUAAUACUGCUGGACAUGAACGCACAGCAGACCAAGAUGACCAAGAAGGGCUUCACUCCGCUCCAUGUGGCGUCUAAAUAUGGCAAGCUGGAUGUGGCCCAGCUCCUGCUAGACAGAGGAGCCAAUCCCAACGCUGCUGGCAAGCAGAAUGGACUGACCCCGCUGCACGUGGCCGUGCAUCACAACAACUUGGACGUGGUCAACCUGCUGGUUAGUAAGGGAGGAUCCCCUCACAGCGCUGCAAGGAACGGCUACACCCCGUUGCACAUCGCCAGCAAGCAGAACCAGGUGGAGGUGGCGAGCAGCCUGCUGCAGUGCGGGGCGUCGGCCAACGCGGAGUCCCUGCAGGGGGUCACGCCCCUCCACCUGGCCUCCCAGGAGGGCAGCCCCGACAUGGUCAACCUACUGAUCGCCAAACAGGCCAACGUCAACCUGGGGAAUAAGAGUGGCCUGACCCCGCUGCACCUGGUGGCACAAGAGGGGCAUGUGGGCAUCGCAGACAUCCUGGUGAACCAGGGAGCCUCUGUCUACGCCGCCACAAGGAUGGGCUACACCCCUCUCCACGUCGGCUGCCAUUACGGUAACAUCAAGAUGGUGAAGUUCCUCCUCACACAACAGGCCAACGUCAACAGCAAAACCAGAUUGGGCUACACGCCGCUUCACCAGGCGGCUCAGCAAGGACACACUGACAUCGUCACCCUGCUGCUGAAGCACGGGGCUCAGCCCAACGAGGUCACCACGCAUGGCACCUCUGCUCUGGCCAUUGCCAAGCGACUUGGCUACAUCUCAGUCAUCGAUGUGCUCAAGCUGGUCACCGAGGAGACCACCACCAUGACAACUACAGAGAAGCAUCGCAUGAGCUUCCCCGAGACUGUCGAUGAGAUCCUAGACGUAUCAGAGGAUGAAGGGCUCGCCCAGCUAACUCUAGGUGAGGAGUUGCUGGGUAACGAGGGGGCCAGGUACGGGAAGAUGGACGGCGUUAAGGACCACGAUGAGGACUUCCUGUCUCCAAAGAAAGCAAUAGAAAACUACUCUCCAGCCAUUCCCAGAAUUCCAUGUGUGUCUCCAGAAACUGUGGUCUUGAAGGAGCAUGAGAUUGAACAGCAACAGACACCCCUCCCGCUGCCGAAAGAGUAUGAUGAGGACUCACUGAUCCCCAGCAGUCCUGCUACUGAGACCUCAGAUAAUGUCAGCCCCGUGGCCAGCCCCAUACACACUGGGUUCCUGGUGAGUUUUAUGGUGGAUGCUCGUGGCGGCUCCAUGCGGGGCAGCAGACACAACGGGUUGCGUGUGAUCGUGCCGCCGCGCACUUGCGCCGCCCCGACCCGCAUCACCUGCCGCCUGGUCAAGCCCCAGAAGCUACAGACUCCUCCCCCAUUGGUGGAGGGGGAGGGGCUGGCCAGUCGCAUCAUCUCUCUGGGCCCAGCAAGCAUGCAGUUCUUGGGGCCAGUGAUUGUGGAGAUCCCCCACUUUGCAGCGCUGGGGCGGGGUGAUCGGGAACUGGUGGUCCUGAGGAGUGAGAAUGGCAACGUUUGGAAGGAGCAUCGCAACCGCUAUGGCGACGAAGUCUUGGAGACCAUCCUGAAUGGCAUGGAUGAGGACCUGGAGAGCCAGGAGGAGCUGGGCAAGAAGCGCAUCCGCCGCAUCAUCUCCACCGACUUCCCACUCUACUUCGCCGUGGUGUCCCGCAUCCAGCAGGAGAGCGACCUGAUCGGGCCAGAAGGAGGUCACCUGACCAGCAAGCUGGUGCCGCAGGUGCAGGCGUCCUUCCCCGAGACAGCAGUGACCAAGCGUGUCCGGCUGGGCCUGCAGGCCCAGCCGGUUCCGGACGAGCUGGUGGCGAAGCUGCUGGGCAACCAGGCCACCUUCAGCCCCGUGGUGACGGUGGAGCCGCGCCGCCGCAAGUUCCACCGGCCCAUCGGCCUGCGCAUCCCCCUGCCGCCGUCCUGGAAGGAGAGCCCCCGCGACGCCGGCGAGGGAGACACUACCAGCCUGCGUCUCCUCUGCAGUGUCAUCGGUGGUACAGCCCCAGCACAGUGGGAGGACAUCACAGGAACCACCAAACUGAUCUACUCCAACGACUGUGCCAACUUCACAACCAAUGUCUCAGCACGGUUCUGGCUGGCGGACUGCCCGCGCACGGCGGAGGCGGUGUCCUUCGCCAACCUGCUGUACCGCGAGCUGGUGGCGGUGCCCUACAUGGCCAAGUUCGUGGUCUUCGCCAAGAUGAACGAGCUGCGGGAGGGACGCCUGCGCUGCUACUGCAUGACGGACGACAAGAUGGACAAGACCCUCGAGCAGCACGAGAACUUCACCGAGGUGGCCCGCAGCAGAGACAUAGAGGUGAUGGAGGGCAUGCCGCUGCAUCUGGAGUGCUCUGGGAACCUGCUGCCCGUCAGGAAGGCCACCCAGCAGCCACGGUGCUUCAGCUUCCAGGCCUUCAGGGACAACCGCCUGCCUGUCUCAGUCAAGGUCCGGGACAGCAGCAAAGACCCGUCAGGAUUUCUCUCUUUCCUGCGGAAGUCGACCAAAUACGAGGACAGCCAACAAGUGCUCUGUAAUCUUAAUAUCACCAUGCCUCCUUGCAUCAAGAUUGUGGGCAGUGAGGAUCGCAGGAGGACUCUAACCCCCCUGGCUCUGAGGGAGAGGUACGCAGGCCUCAAUGAGCCAGCCAUGGCAUCACUAAACGCUAUUGAGAGGACAGAGCUCAAGAUGGCCGUCAUCGCAGAGCAGCUUGGCCUGAGCUGGGCCGAGCUGGCCAGGGAGUUGCACUUUAGCGUGGACCACAUCAACAAGAUCCGCGUGGAGAACCCCAACUCCCUGCUGGAGCAGAGCUCCACGCUUCUCAACCUGUGGGCCACGCGCGAGGGCAAGAGAGCCAAAAUGGACAGUCUGUAUAUGGCUCUGAAGUCAAUUGACCGCAUGGACAUCGUGAGUAUGCUAGAGGGUCAGCCCCAGCAGCAACAGCAGCAGCAGCAGCAGCAGCAGCAGCAGCAGCAGACGCCACAGGGCCGGCAGAGCCGCGACCCCUCCAGACGCAGACACAACGACCACCUCUCGCCCGGCAUGGCCAACGGUUACGGUCUGGCGGUGCGCGAGGAGAUGCUCUCCCCGGCCUCGCUGCAGUACAGCCUGCCCUCUCCACUGGGCAGCGAGCCCUACUGGCAGGAGGUGUCCAGCCUGGACUGCGCGCCCAUGGCCACCACGGAGGAGGACACCCUGAUGGAGAUGUCCGACAUGCAGGUGUGGCCGUCCGGCAACAGCCCCUCCCUGGUGGCGGUGGAGGACUCCUCGCUCGAGUGCAGCCGCGCCGACGACUCGGACGCCGCCUCCACGCCCGCCGCCGCCACGCCGCUGCCCCACGGUGGCGGCAGUGGAGGCGGAGGUGGCCAAGGGAGCUUGGGACGGCCCGGCAGCAGGGGGUCGGGGUGUGGUGGAGGAGCGGGCGGUGGCGGUGGCGGAGGGGGGACGCCCAUGGGCGGCAAGGGCCACUGUCUCAGCGGCUCCAUCGAGCUGCUGGAGGACGGGUCGUCGCUGGGGUGCGGCUCGGAGCUGAACAGCUCGGCGGGGACGCCCGCGGGGGUCAACAACGUCAACGGGCUUGAUGGAGGUCAAGGGUCAGAGGUGUCACCGUCAGGAGGAGGAGGAGGAGGAAGUGGAAGUGGAAGUGGAGGAGGAGGAGCUGGAGGAGAGGGGGGAGGUGGUGGAGGAGGAGGAGGAGUGGGAUUAGAAGAAGGCCUGUCGUCUGUCAUUGCAGGGCAACAGCGGGUGUAUGCACGCAUGAGUGACUCGCCGGGCCUGAGCCACGUGGCAGACAGAAAUGGAGACAGGUCACCGCCCCCGGGAUCCUUCCUCUCCUAUCUGCCCGAUGCGGGCGGCCAAGGGUGGCAUGGGGUGGCGGACGCCGCCGCCCAGAACUGGGUGGGCCCGUCGCAGGCCAACACCCGGCAGGCCAUGGAGUCCAUGAUGUCGUCGAUGCGGGAUGGGGCGGCGGACACGGCGCAGCGCGUGGCGCAGGAGGCCCUGCUCCAGCCGGUGCGCGACAUGGGCCACUCGGAGAUCCUGCGCGGCCACUUCCGGGGCACGCAGCCCUUCGAGAAGGGCCUCGGCUUCCCGCACCGCGUGCCAGAGCUGCGGGGCUGGGGACAGGGUGACGAGGCGGAGGAUAUGCCUGGCGAGCACGUGAGUGAGGAGCAGUUCACAGAUGAGCAUGGCAACAUAGUCACCAAGAAGAUCGUCAGGAAGGUGGUGCGCAGAGGGAAAGGUGCAGAGGAGGAGGUGGAGGGUGAUGACGCGCUCCUGGAGGGUUUCUCUGAGGGCACUCUGGAUGGCGGCAACGAGCCAUACAUCAGCUACGCUGUGUUAGGCCACGACGUCAAGCCAGAUGUUGUGGAUAUGAAGAAAGGUGCUCAGAUAGUAAAGUGCGUCAGUCUGCGGCGGGUUCAGCAGUGAUCCCCACUGCAGCCCGCACCUCCGCCCUUCUCACAGGACCUGCCCCCAAACUCCCCCUACUCAGACACAUGAUAGACACUGAUGUGGCAAAGACGAAUGGCGAGAGACCUGUCACCCAAAAAACAACAACAACAACAACACGUCUCCAUGACGACAUAAUCAUCAACAACAACAAAAACAACAACAACAACAACAAAACUAACAACCACGUCCACCAUCACUGCAGACACCGUCUCUGGAGUCGUGGAGGAGCCGCCAUUUUUCCUAUACGUUUUCUUUUUUGUUUUUUUUAAAAAAGAAGAGAAGAGAAAAAUGAGGACAGACAUAACUAGACGAGGCAUGUUUUCAUAGAAAACCAAAAUCCUAAAAAACAAACUUUAAAGCAAAAAAAGACGAGAAAAAAAACAAACCCCACAAGCUUCCUGUUCCUCUCUGAGCAUGCCCAGAGCUGCGCAUGGCCUGCCUGCUGACUCAGUACCUACUGCAAAGGAUCAUGGGACUUAUGGGUGGGGCAGCAGUAGUUGUUGUUGUGGCGCCCUGCCCCCCAAAGAUGGAUCUGAAUGAUGAUGGUUUACUAGUUGCAAUUUCUUGAAAAAGGGGAAAAAAGAGUUCCCCCCCCCCUCAGACAUAUGCUCACAUGGUACAUCCAGCACACACACACACACACACACACACACACACACACACACACACACACACACACACACACACACACACACACACACACACACACACACACACACACACACAGAAGCAUAAACAAAUCCACAAGCACCCAUUUACAUAUGGAUACACACAUUUUAGUCUUCCAGUACAUAACUAUAGGCACCCAAAAAGCUAGACGAAUGGUGAACGUAUGUACAGUAUGUGCCAGUGUGUGUGUGCCUCUAUAUACCUGUGAAUGUAUGUGUGUAUGUAUGACUGUGUGUACAAAAUGUGUGUGUGUGUGUGUGUGUACAAAGGUUUGAUUGUGUAGCCUAUGUAUGUUGGUGCGCGCGCGCGCGCGCGUGUGUGUGUGUGUGUGUGUGUGUGUGUGUGUGUGUGUGUGUGUGUGUGUGUGUGUGUGUGUGUGUGUGUGUAUGUGUGUGUGCGUGUGUGUACAAAGGUUCGAUUGNGUAUGUAUGUUGGUGUGUGUGUCUGUGUCUGUCUGUGUGUGUGUAUGCGUUUGCGUGCGUGUGUGUGUGUGUGUGUGUGUGUGUGUGUGUGUGUAAUGUCAUACAACUAUGCUACGAUGACCACGCUGCUGUCUUGAGUAUCCCAAACCACUCCGCGCUCUCUCUCUAUCUGUUACUGUUGGAUUUUCGUAGAAACAUACACUAUCUUGUUGCUAAUAUUCUGAUUAUUACUACUUAUUGUUCUGCGGUAUUAUUGAUAUUCUGUAGAGAUCGCUCUUUGUGGGAAUGAGAUCUGAAAAAAAAUCUACUUUGUUGUGUUGUUGUUCUGCCUGUUUUAAAUGUCAAAGCAUUCUGUC
Molecule: messenger RNA, 7643 nt
Organism: Engraulis encrasicolus (European anchovy)
Lineage: Eukaryota; Metazoa; Chordata; Actinopteri; Clupeiformes; Engraulidae
Product: ankyrin-1-like
Exons: 44
Coding region: 158-6172 (2004 amino acids)
Biological process (GO): signal transduction
Cellular component (GO): cytoplasm
Molecular function (GO): protein binding
Source: RefSeq, a predicted model, not a curated record